AUGUUUCAAUCAGAUACUGAAAAAGAGUUUGAAUUCUUUACUCAACAACUCACAAACAAAGAAAGAGAUUGUACCUCAGUUAAAAAUGAAGAACAUAUAGAGAGUAGUAUUGAAGAUACACCCAAAGAGAUAAAUCAUCCAUUAAAUAAAAAAGGUUGUAUUCCAACUAAUACUACAAACCAAAGAAACCACAUAAGAAGGGUCAUUAGCCAAUCAUAUUUUCUUGAAUAUAUACAUUCACUUCUUGGCAAUACAUGUGUCAAUUGUGAUAGGCAUAUUUCUAAUAGUUCCAGAAAGAUAGUGAAUGGACAUACUGUUAUUUUACAGGAGUUUCAAAAAAAGGGGGAUUCAAUUAUUAAUGUUGAUGAAAUUAUCCAAUACCAAUUUGGAUAUAGACGAUUAAGUGCUUAUGAAAAAGGGGGAUGGACUUUUAAUUUCCUGAAAGACUCUCUAUCUUUUUAUGGAUUUGAAAUUCAUGAGAAGAAAAUUAAGAAAGGAUGUUAUAAGUCACAAUCCUUAAAAGGGACUUUGAUUACCUCAAUAACCAUCCCCGAUAAAUACAUUAGUCUUUUAAUGAAAGCAGGUAUUAAUGUUUUCGGUUCCAGAAUUUCUGAUCAACAAAUUGAUCAGAUUGUACAACAGUUACGUCUUGGUUAUGAGAAUAAUCAACUUAAUCAAAGAGGGAAUUAA
Entamoeba histolytica HM-1:IMSS is the source of this 690-nucleotide messenger RNA. RefSeq lists its product as uncharacterized. Bases 1 to 690 code for a protein of 229 amino acids. The record is from RefSeq and is a predicted model, not a curated record. Lineage: Eukaryota; Evosea; Mastigamoebida; Endamoebidae. The transcript has a single exon.